Messenger RNA from Nelumbo nucifera (sacred lotus), 1407 nucleotides. RefSeq names its product transcription factor MYB102. NCBI's taxonomy places the organism in Eukaryota, Viridiplantae, Streptophyta, Magnoliopsida, Proteales, Nelumbonaceae. The record is from RefSeq and is a predicted model, not a curated record.
ACCGAUAUAUCUUCUUCUCUUUUUCAUCUUCUCCUCUCUCUCUCUCCAACAAGUGCAAAUUAAGUACAGUUGACUGCAGAAAGGUAUCUAAAGAUCUGCUUCUGGUGGUAACAUGGGUAGAGCACCUUGCUGUGAGAAAAAUGGAUUGAAGAAAGGGCCAUGGACGCCCGAGGAAGAUAAGAAGCUGAUCGAUUAUAUCCAGAAACAUGGGCACGGAAGCUGGCGAACCCUUCCCAAGAAUGCCGGACUUCAUAGGUGCGGAAAGAGUUGCCGCCUUCGAUGGAACAACUAUCUCAGACCUGAUAUCAAGAGAGGCAGAUUUUCAUUCGAAGAGGAAGAGACUAUAAUCCAACUACACAGUAUUCUGGGGAACAAGUGGUCUGCCAUUGCUGCUCGGUUGCCUGGAAGAACUGACAAUGAAAUCAAGAACUACUGGAACACACGUAUUAGAAAAAGGCUCCUCCGAAUGGGAAUUGAUCCCGUAACUCAUAGUCCCCGCCUUGAUCUUCUCGACCUCUCCUCGAUUCUCAACUCACCUCUUUACAACCCAUCGCAGUUGGAUCUUUCAAGACUUCUCGGCAUCCAGCCUCUCGUUAACCCUGAGCUCCUAAGGCUAGCCACUACUCUCUUAUCUUCCCAAAACGAAAACCGGCCAGAAUUUCUCCUGCAAAAUCUUCAUGAGAACCAACUCUGCAAUCCCCAACUCCCAAAUGAUCAGUUUGCCUCUUUCCCUCCUAACCAGCUCCCAACAAACCCAAUUCAAGAAAUCCCAGUUUGUACCACAUCUACUACUCCCUGGGCUCCAUUUCUAGAUGAAACCCAACUCCUGCAAACCAAUGUAGAGAAAUUUCCAUCAAAUCCCACAAGCUUCAGCUGCCCAACUUCCCAAACCAAUCUGUGGCAACACAAUGAAAUGCCUUGUAAUUUUCAGGAAAGUUUUGUUUCUUUACCAAAUUUCAGCUAUGUUGGUUCUGAUCAUCCUACUGCCGAUCACACUCUACUGAAUAACUCAAUUUUCCAAUCCAACAACAACAGCAGCAGCAGCAGCAGCCAUGAUUUUGGCUUCACUUCAGUUCUAUCAACGCCUUCAUCGAGCACAGCGCCCUUGAAUUCGUCGUCGACGAAUAUCAACAGUAGCACUGAAGAUGAGAGAGAUAGCUACUGCAGUAACGUGUUGAAGUUCGAAAUCCCUGAUCUCUUGGAUGUCAAUGAAUUCAUGUAAUCUACAAAAGCUACUGCCUCGGAGAAGAGAGCUUGAAAUUUGAUAACCCCACUGCUCAAGAAUCUUUUUCUUGUCUUUUAAAUUGUUUCUGUGUAUGACUGGUGUUGAUUCUGUAAAAUCUAUACGAAUUUGUUGUAAUUUUUAUUAAGGUUACAGUAUCAGGAAACAGGAGCUCCUUGUUUUGA